AUGCAUUCAUUCCUCAGCCGUCUCAACGGGCUGUUCGCAUUUAUGUGCAGUGUUUUGGCCGCCGCAACUUUUCUCGUUUUUCUACAGACCUUAUUCGUCAAUUACACAGUCCCGGUUCAACUGGAAGUGGAAAAUAUCAGAUUGUAAGUAAAUUUUUAUUGUUUUUCUCUGUUUUUAGGUCUUUUAGUCGAACAAUAUUGACCAAGAAACCUUUAGAAAGCCAGUUCACGAUUAUGCAUCCUUGAACGGGAGGAGUGAUCUGGCUUCGGCGACCUUCUCCAUGUCAGCUGAUCUGACGCCCGUUUUUAAUUGGAAUGUCAAACAAAUCUACGCAUGGCUACAAGCAGAUUAUGAGACAGAAGAAAGGGUAAGGUUUUGAAUGUUUUUUGGAGUUUAGGGCCGACAAUGGAGUAAUCUGAGAAAUUUUAUAUUGCACUAGAUGGGCAGUGUAAUUUUUUCAAAUUUUUGACCGCGAUUCUUUGUAAAAUCGCUCGAAAUAGGUUUUACAAUGUAUAACAUGCCAAAUUACGGGUUUUUAGACCUUUAUACUGCCAAUUUUCGCUAUAUAUCAUCAAAUUUUCACCUAGUCUAAUAUGAUUCCUUCCAGCCGACCAAUCAGAUCGUCCUCUGGGACAAAUAUUUCUUCCGUUUUGGCAAUAAUGUCCUGAAUGAGGAACGUAUCAAGCCCUACUACUACUUCCAAGACGACGGCCUCAAUCUCCGCAAUAAAAACGUCACCUUUUCCUUGCACUGGACUGUCGUCCCGAACGCCGGGUGGAUGCGGAACGUCCAAGGAGAGGGCGUCAAGUCGGUCGUGUUCCCAGAUACUUACAAGUGGUAA
Messenger RNA from Bursaphelenchus xylophilus (pine wood nematode), 841 nucleotides. The record is from the annotation of a GenBank genome assembly. Lineage: Eukaryota; Metazoa; Nematoda; Chromadorea; Rhabditida; Aphelenchoididae.